This is a messenger RNA of Hibiscus syriacus, 1444 nucleotides long. RefSeq names its product RHOMBOID-like protein 1. Gene Ontology annotation, molecular function: serine-type endopeptidase activity. Bases 310 to 1338 code for a protein of 342 amino acids. The transcript has 7 exons. Gene Ontology annotation, biological process: proteolysis. NCBI's taxonomy places the organism in Eukaryota, Viridiplantae, Streptophyta, Magnoliopsida, Malvales, Malvaceae. Gene Ontology annotation, cellular component: membrane. The record is from RefSeq and is a predicted model, not a curated record.
AAGGACUUGAUUCUGCUAGACGAGGAAGCAUUCAUUAUUCCCAGAAAACAAUUAGAAACGUUCUUACUAGAGAAACUCCGGCAGCUAAAAACUCUGAAAGAAGGUUGUUUCGAAGACGGGGAUGGAUUCCAAGAUUGGAUCAAUGUGACCAAUCCAAAGAAAGGAGACACGGCGGAGCAUCCGGUGCCAUCAGGUCACACCACAUCACAAACAUCGUCAUUGCUGUCUCCCGAUGGGCAGCGUAGGGGGCAUGGAAAUGAGCAUAGACAGAGGGAAGGACAACAGCAAGCAGGAUGGACGGUGGAUUUCAUGCCGUUUAAAAAGUGGGUGCCUUGGUUGAUUCCAGGCUCUGUUUUGGUUAACAUAUUCCUUUUUAUAAUAACCAUGUACAUUAAUAAUUGUCCCAAGACCUCCAAGAAUUGCGUGGGUAAAUUCCUGGGUAGAUUCUCUUUUCAACCUUUCGAAGAGAAUCCCCUCCUCGGCCCUUCUGCUCGUACAUUAGAGAAAAUGGGUGCCCUCGAAGUGGAUAAAGUAGUCAAAAAGCACGAAGCAUGGCGCAUGAUAUCUUGUAUAUGGUUGCAUGCUGGUGUUUUCCACAUACUCGCAAACAUGUUGAGUCUUUUAUUCAUUGGGAUUCGGCUUGAGCAGGAAUUCGGUUUCGUGAGAAUCGGGUCGGUUUAUCUAAUCGCCGGUUUCGGUGGAAGUUUGAUGUCAUCUCUUUUUAUUCAGAAACGUAUAUCGGUCGGUGCAUCUGGUGCACUCUUUGGUUUACUAGGAAGCAUGCUCUCGGAACUGAUCACAAACUGGACAAUAUAUGCAAAUAAGUUUGCAGCGCUGUUAACUCUUGUUCUGGUUAUCGUAAUAAAUCUAGCAAUGGGAGUGCUCCCACACGUGGAUAACUUUGCUCAUAUCGGGGGAUUUAUCUCAGGGUUUCUCCUGGGUUUCGUGUUUCUAAUCCACCCCCAGUUUAGAUACGUUAGUGAAAAAAAGGUUCCCCCUGGAUACAUUCUACCUUCUCGUAAACCUAAACACAAGACGUACCAGUAUGUCCUGUGGGUCGUCUCUUUGAGCCUACUCAUUGCUGUAUUUGCUCUCGGGUUGUAUGAUCUGCUACUUAAGGGGGGUAACUUGAAUGAUCGCUGUUCUUGGUGUCAUUACAUGAGCUGUAUCCCGACACCAUUGUGGAGUUGCAGACAACGACACGUGUAUUGUCGGUCAACCGUAUUCGGGAAGUCGAUGAACUUGACAUGCAUAAGCAAUGGGAAAAGCGAAAUCUAUACAUUAACAGAGGAAAACUCUUCACAAGUUCAACAUCUAUGUUCCAAGCUCUGUAGUUGAUGCACGAGCAUGUACAGGAGAAAGAUUUUCGGUUUAUUUUUCUUUUUAUGAAACAUUUAUAUUUGGUGCAGUUGCUACUUUCGAAUAUAUAUUGUGUUGAGUUUCA